CACGGAGGAGGUGGAUGUUGUCAUUUAUAUGGUCUCACUUACAAUGGUGGCUAUCAAUGGACUUUUAAACAGGUUUCCUGGCCUGAGAAACAGCUUCUCCCUUAAGCAACAGGGGAAAUACCAGAAAUGGCAAAUCUGGGGCAAAAGAAAGGACACAAAGGUUCAAGCGGUGUCAGAUGGAGAGCUGAACAUGUCUGCACGAGGCAGCGGAGGCAGCAGUUCCAGCCUUCCUGGGACCCCGGGAGGCGAUGUCAACCCUGCCAACAGCGUCCUGAGCUGGGCUGUGUCCUUUGAGAAGCUGUUGGAAGACCCCUGUGGAGUUGGUUACUUUACGGCCUUUUUAACGUCAGAAGUCAGUGCAGAAAACAUCUUAUUCUGGAAAGAAUGUGAAAAGUUCAGGAAAAUACCAGCCACCUCUCUGGAUCAGUUAAAAGCAGCAGCUCGCUUUAUCUAUGACACCUAUGUGUCUGACACCGCUCCCUACUGUGUGAACAUCGAUGACACUGCCAAGACGGAGGAGAAGGACCUGGAGAAUCCCACUCCUGAGAUGUUUAACAAAGCUCAGGCCCAGAUCUUCAAAUUGAUGAAGAUGGACAGCUACCGGCGCUUUGUACGCUCUCCUCUCUACCAGCGCUGCACUUUGGCCAGUGUAGAAGGGAAACAUUUACCUCAGAUCUCGAAGGAGCCGGUCCGCAUAGGUUCCUGGGAGGACAUGUUCAACAGGAGUUCCCCGAGAGACAAUAAGGACAAGUCCGACUCGAAUAGCCUGCCAGGUGCUAAAAGUGAGAAACAACGACAUAAAAGAGGAUCCUGGGGAGAUGCAUCAAAUGGCCAAGGCUCAGUUUUCGUGAAGGGCUCAAACAUGUCUACCAAAUCAACCAGCAGUGUGGAGCUUGGCUCCCUCUGCAGACAGAUGGAGAACGGUCGGCCCAGUUCCAGCAACCGUGAUCAAGGAGCUGCCAUUGGGAGUCGUCUGGGGAUGGAGGGAGGAUACUGCUGUGUCUACCUGCCUGAUGGCAGUGCCUCUCUGGCCCCUACCCCUAAUGGCCAGCCAAUCAAGGACAUGCUGGCUAGCCUGUGCGAGAAACGGGGCUUUCCAUUAAAAGAUGUCAUCAUUUACCUUCAUGGCAAGGACAAGCCCUUAUCGUUGGAGCAGGACUGCUCUGUGCUGAGGGAUCAGCAGGUCUCUCUCGAGCUCAGGGUGAUGUUUACGCUGGAGAAUGCCUUCACUGGUAAGACAGUGGCAAUCAUGGUGAAGUCCAGUAAGACGCUGCAGGACGCCCUUUCUGCAGUGCUGCAGAAACACCACCUAAAGCCCCAAGAAGCUGUGGUCACCAUGGUUGGAAGUGACGAGCCUGUGAACCUGAGCUGCUCCGUCUACAGGCUGGCCAAUAAGAUGCUACGGUUGGACAAAGCCAAAGGUAAAGAUCAGAGCAUCAUUCCAAGAGGGGGUGGUUCUUCUCCCCAUACACAGGCAGGAGCAGUAAGUGCAUCUCUGGAGCCUCGAUCAUCAGCACAACCUGAGAGAGUCAGGACACCACACAGACCCAGUAAGAACCGCGACAUGGACGGGUUUCUGGAUAUGCUGACAAAAGCUCAGUGCUGCAGAGUAGAUGACCAGAGAGGCCUUCUGACCAAAGACCAGCUAGAGAUCCCCUUAUUUCUGCAGCGUCCUUCAGACCAGAGACAGAAUGCAGACAAUCCCUCUACAACCAGCUCUUUCAGUGCUGACUCAAAAACUGAAUCGGAGGACAAAGAAAUCUCUUCUGCUGUAGCCAAGAAACCUGAGGAAAGUUCUGUGGCUCCUAAAUCUGGAUCUAAAGACUUAAGGGAAACAAACGUUUGAUGGAAAGCUGUGUUGAAAUACAAUAAUAAGCCUUAAAACCCAAUGAACAGAACAAAAAUGUGACAUUAUUUACAUAAAAAGAUAUUCUUGGUGUAAAUGCACUUUUUUUAGUAAAUAAGCUUGGUCAGCAGUAUAUAUAUAUUUUAAUUUUUUGGGACCUCAGUAUUUGAUCAAAUGGCCUGUUAAAGAAAAGUUUGGUUAGGAAUAAAAUAUAUGGAAAACAUUUAUUGUGUAAUUUAUGAAACACUACAGAUCCCGAUUUGAGAAUGUGUAUAAAUUUGUACUGUACCCUGUAUAAAACAUUCUAUCUUAAUAUUGAAGUCUGGAACAUGUUAUUGAUGUAGCAAGUCAGUCAAACCUGCAGUCAUUGUUGUAUGUUAAAGCUAAAGCAUAACAGUGUCUUCAAAGUAAACAUUUGUUCUGUACAGCCCUCAAAAACAAAUUUGCAUGACUUUGCUUUAUGGUUAAAUGUUAUAUGAAGAGUAGCUUAAAUUACUUGAAAAUUUUGUUUUAAUUGUUGUGUGCACUUUUUUUUAAUUUUUAUUUUUUCCAUGCAUGUUUUGCAUGCUAUGCUGUGAUAGCACUUUGAAGCUCUGAUCAUGUCCUGUUUCCAGAAAUCCUUGACUGCAUUUCAGGGUCCAAGUGAUUAACCAUUUGCUCGUUAUGAGGGUAUCUGAUCCAGUGUUAUUGUAAUAUUCAAUGAAGUGUAUCUGACAGUUUCCAUACUUAGACCUGAUUGUUAAUUUCUUGCAUGGAAUGAGUGUAAACUGAGCUUUUAAGCCUCAGUGAUUGUUUUUUUUUUUUUUUUUUU
Molecule: messenger RNA, 2657 nt
Organism: Cyprinodon variegatus (sheepshead minnow)
Lineage: Eukaryota; Metazoa; Chordata; Actinopteri; Cyprinodontiformes; Cyprinodontidae
Gene: rgs14
Product: regulator of G-protein signaling 14
Exons: 15
Coding region: 29-1846 (605 amino acids)
Biological process (GO): signal transduction
Molecular function (GO): GTPase activator activity
Source: RefSeq, a predicted model, not a curated record